GAUGCGCUAACUCAGGAAGGCGAUCUUAUGUUCUCACUAUUUCUGUCUUGGCCAUUUUCGCCUCUGACCGGAUCACAAUACUAACCAACAUUUUUAAGUCAUCUGAAUGUAUCGUAACGAGCCCCGCUGCGAUCAUGUUCUCCAAACUGCGGAUGCGGAUGACAUUGUGUCCAAGGAAUCAGACAAGAAUAUCUCCCAGUCCUCCCUCAACACUGCUUAUCCCACUGUUACUUGUCAGUUAGAUGCUAAGUCCAGCAUUACGGAUCAUGGGCAUAAAUACCUGACGGAUGGUUCGUAUCACAGUUUUGGCGAUAGUCACAUGACCACAGUUCGAGACGAUACAAAGCAGGAUGUCAAUAACGUCAAGUCAAGGUGCACUGACACGGGCCAUCAGCCUACAUGCUGUUUGGCUCGCACACCUUCGUCCAUCAAACCAUUUUUAGCCGGCUCCGCCUGUUCUCUCCCAGGACCAGAAUGUGCCCCAGCGCCCUUUUCACACGACCCUUUGGCCCAAAAAGCGAACAACGAUUGCGACUACUCUAUUCGAAUUACUACCGAAAUGGCUAUGGCUGGCGUAGCUCCAAGACCAAUUCGCGUAUACGCAGACGGUGCGUAUGAUAUGUUCCAUUCCGGACACGCGCGACAGCUUAUGCAAGCUAAGUGCAGAUUCCCGAAUACCUACCUGAUCGUCGGCGUGUCAAACGACACGGACGUGCACCGGUUCAAAGGUCGAACAGUAAUGAAUGAGACAGAACGCUAUGAGGCUGUCAGGCACUGUCGUUAUGUGGAUGAAGUGGUGACCGAUGCCCCGUGGACAAUCACCUCCGAAUUCAUUGCAAAGCACAAGAUCGAUUUUGUUGCACACGAUGACAUCCCAUACGCAUCCGCUAGUUCUGAAGACAUUUACAAGCCAUUGAAAGAUGCCGGCAUGUUUCUAGCCACACAACGAACUGAAGGCAUUUCAACUACGGACGUUAUUGGCCGAAUUGUACGAGAUUACGAUGUAUACCUGCGAAGAAACCUACGGCGUGGUUUGUCUCGUAAGGAGUUGAAUAUUAGUUACAUGAAGGAAAAGAAGCUUAAGUUUCAAAACAACUUUGAGACUAUUAUGAGGCACGGUUCCACUUUAAUACAAAAUUUCGACAACAAGCGUCGGGAACUUGUCGACCACUUAGAGGACAUGUCCCAAGAAGUAGUCCGCUCGUUUAUGCGAAUAUUUGGCUCUGAUGGUAGCCUGCGUAACUGGUUCCAUGGCCGAAUGCAUGCUCUCACCGACACUGAAGAUGACCGCACCUCCCCAGAGGCGGGCAGUGCAAGCGAGCUACCAGAUGACUCCGACUCCUGUGACCUGUCUACUCCGGGUGGCAUCGAUGCAGAGUCUGCUUCUUCAGAGACUCUGAACUCUCCUAACAAAUUCGUCAUGUCCCGGUCGAACUCAAAGUAGUGGUCGCGCUGUUUCACACGUCUAUCCGCUCGCGGAAGGACUUUUCGCUCGAUUCGCGCUGAAAGUGGGCCUUAUUACCAAUCCAUUUUUCUAGCCACUGAAGCUGAUAUGCCACACUUGGGCUUUUACCCCCAGGUUUUUAAGACGGGAAGAUGGGAUACAAUAACUCGCUUCACGCUCUAUCUACGGUCAUCUUGUUGCCCCAGCUAUAUAGCAUUCGUUCGUGAAACUCAUUGUGCCCACGAUUUUGUCAGCCUUUAAGACAAGCAGACACACGACCGAAAAUCUCGCAGAGCGUUCACGGUUCUAACUACUGUUCAAUGAAUUGCUGCGAUUGGAUGAGAUGCCUUUGUAGACCUAAUCGCGGAUACAUUCUUCCUUUGUAAGUGCAGUACGAUGAUAUAGCAUGUGUACUUUAACCACAUUUACAUGGUGUGAUUAGAUUUCAAUAUGCGGUGGCACGCAUGUUUCGCGUCAUCCACGCAAUCGCCCAUACGCUUUUCUUGGCACACGCAUUGUUCUUACUAUCUUUUGUAUUGGAGAUGGAGAUAUCUCGCAUUUUUCGUCAUCUUCUGUCGGGAAAUUUAAAGGAGACCAAACUCAUAAGUUCGCCUUUUGAGGAAUUUGGUGGCUGGCUUUUUCCGAUUUUUGUCCUCAUAGAGUCAAAGGAAUGAUUUAAGUUACGUUGAUGACUUUGAUGCUUCGAGCGCACCAUGUAGAAGGGGCACACACAGAAGUUAUUUCACUGAGAACCGCAUUGCCCAAUCUGUUUUCAAAAAUCCGAUGCCCUACACCUGGUCACAUUAGAGUGCAUCAUGUUCUAGGUGAUCACAUGUAUUUCGUGUCAAUAUCAUGUUACUGUGUAUCUCGCUGUUUUGAUUUUCUACCAUAUCUUGAUUCCCUGAAAGGUCAGCAAGAAGUGUGAGAGGUGAUCACUCGCGAAGUGGUCUAUAAAACCACGAAUAUGUGCGGCUCUACUUCUGUUGCUGCAGGUUGGGUUGUUAAUUUCAAGGUCAAAAUCCAUUCUAUCAUGCAUUGUGAUCCCAAAACGUUAUCCGCAAUUGCAACUGGACGAUUUCACUUCUCGUUACUCACAGAGUAUCCGAUGGAAGAAGAACAAG
Molecule: messenger RNA, 2565 nt
Organism: Dicrocoelium dendriticum
Lineage: Eukaryota; Metazoa; Platyhelminthes; Trematoda; Plagiorchiida; Dicrocoeliidae
Source: the annotation of a GenBank genome assembly